CUAAAUUGUGUUGUAAAUACUCAUUGUUCAGAACAAUGUAGACAUAGUUAGAGUUGGGAUCGAUUGGUAUACGCAAUAUUGUAAAUGGCGCUUAGUGUUGUAUUAGUAGGACUAUUGACAAUUUACAUGUGCAAUUGUGCCGUAGUGGUAACAAAGGAUGACUUUUCUGUUAACUGUGGUGGCGAGACUACUGAUGAGGGAUUCGGACCUAUCAAUAUAACAAUUGAGGUUACCAGUGAUCUAUGGAGUGCUAACAACUACACCGUCUAUGCAUUUGAAAAUCAAACAUGUGCAUUUAAACCGAGUCGUCCACAAGAGAAUCCUCUUCAAAAUAAUAAUGAUACUUUUCACACGUUAUACGAAUUUAGUUGGCCUCAGGAUCGGCUCUCCACCAUUGGCAAAGUCGGUUCAUGUGGCAUGAAACGAGUGUCGGAGCAAAAGCUGUCGAUUGAAAUAGCUGUUGUUGAGGGAAUACUGUUUACUACCAACGACAAAGUGUUCACUGUAAGCUGUGACUACACUCCAAAAUCUAUCAGUGAAUCUGAAGUCGGAGAAGGAGGAUUGAUACCGACACCACCAGAGAUAGGUGGAACUGCAACGCCCAAUAACCUGGAUAGAGAUUAUCAUUUGGAGCUGGUUGACUACGUGACUGGUCGUGUCUUAGAGGGCGCUGUACCCAUUGGCACUGUUGUACAACUAAGGAUUAGAGCAGAAGGGGCAGAUGACGGUAAAAAAUCCACAAGUUCAAUAGCUGACGAUGAGAAUGGUCUUCAAGUAUCCAAAUGUACAGCGAGCAACAGCGAUUUCAGCAAUACAGUUACGCUCAUUGAUAGCUAUUGUUCUGAGUUCAAAGAUGGCAUUGAUUUUGUGGAGAAACCGGACUAUACAGACAUCAAAGGGUUUCAGAGUGUCGAUCUUUUGUCCUGGUCACCAGCGUUUGAAAUGUUUGCUAUUGCAGGGGGUCCUGUUGACCACGUGGUCAUAUUUGAGUGUGCUGUCACAAUUUGCAGAAUAGAUGGCGAGUGCGAUGGGGAUAACUGUCCAAGCAAGAGAAAAAGAAGGAGGGUCGAGUCGGCAAAGUUGCGCAAUGUCAAUGAACAACACAGAUCCAAACGAGCAGCUGAUUCUGCGGGUGAAGUUGGGCUUUCUGCAACCGUAAUCGUUGAUGAAACUGAGAAAAGCGCAGCGAAUGGGACAAACUUUGAUAUGACAGCGUUGAUCAUAGCAGUCAGUGUGCUGGGUGUCCUCCUAUUGUUGUUAGCUGUAGCAGCUGUCGCCAUAGCAAUGCGUCUCACGCAGUCCAAAAAUAAAGCACGUUCGAGGACAUCGAGAACAGCACAUAUAUAUCACCAUGACAACCAGUACAACGAUAAAGUACAACAUGGAUAUAAAGAGACAUAUUAUUAACCAUGUAAGCACGGGUGGCGCAUUAUUCUCAUUUUAAGUCACCAUUCACAAUUGGGUUAAAUAACCGUUCAAGUGUAUCGAAAAUUGAAGUUUUUCAGGUUGCGCAACAUUUCCAUACUAGUUUACCAGUUUGAUUUUCAACUUCAUACCUUCAAUCCAAGAUGCAACAUUUCUUUUAGAACUCUUUUAAAGUCUUUCUCCUUGUCGACUCUCGUUAUAUGCUCAAUUUAUAAACUUAUGUAGAAAUAUGAGAUUCCCGACAUUUUUCACAACAAUCGAUCAUAGAAAAUCAUGCAAAAAAUCAUCAAAAUUUAAUUUGAUUGUUCCCCAACUAGUUACUUUAACGUCACGCCAUGUCAAGGUAACAAUAAAUAGGGGAACUGUCUUCGUCUUAUCAUUCUUUAAGUUGUGUUGAAAGUACACC
Messenger RNA from Owenia fusiformis, 1831 nucleotides. The record is from the annotation of a GenBank genome assembly. NCBI's taxonomy places the organism in Eukaryota, Metazoa, Annelida, Polychaeta, Sabellida, Oweniidae.